GGUCAACCAAGAUACCUUUUUUCUUACCCAAAAGAAGCUCAUUUUUUUCUCAGGGGACAAAAAUGGCUGCUCACACACUCUUUUCCUUUGCAACUAUUUCCACUCGAUGUUCCCAUCAUGAUUCCAUAAAACCCGACCCGUUUUCUCAAAAUCUCCAGAUACGUACUCACAAGCUACAAAGUCAAUGGUUAGCCAUUACCAAACUACCUCUUCAAUCCUCCAAUCUUCAACCCUGUUUACCCAAGACCCGACCCAUCGCCGCCACUGUUACAUUCAGUCUCCCAACUGCGAAUCCAGAGAGCGCUAAUUCAAUUGAAAAUGCUCCCAAAUGGUCGUUGAAAGGAAUAAAGUCUUUUGCCAUGGGUGAAUUGGAGGCAAGGAAGCUCAAGUUUUCAACUACUGGUACUGAAGCUAUUCUGAUGGGAAUUUUGGUCGAGGGAACAAAUCGGGCUUCAAAACUACUGCGUGCAGAUGGGUUUACACUUUCCAAAGUGCGGGAGGAGGCCAUCAAAUUGAUUGGAGAACCUGACUAUUUUUAUUUCAGUCCCGAGCAUCCACCUCUGACUGAAUCAGCUCAAAAGGCCCUCGAUUGGGCUGUUGAUGAAAAACUGAAAUCAGGCGAUGAUGGAGAAAUUACAACAUCUCACCUUCUUCUUGGAGUGUGGUUGGAAGAGGAAGCAGCAGGACACAAAAUAAUGGCUACUCUCGGCUUCAACGACGAAAAAGCCGAAGAACUCCGCUCUGUAAUUUCUAAACCUGGUUUUGUUGAAGAGUAACAACUUCAUCAACAUGCAUUGUUAUCAAAUGAAUCGCCAUUUUUUAAUCCGGUAAAUGUCGUUCAAGUUGUGAUAAUCUUUUUUUUACCAUUCUUGAAAAGUGUACAAUCAAACUUAGCAUCCGAUUCUCACUCCCUUUGCCAGUUCAUUAACAUGUUUUUGUAGUAGAACUGUAAAUAACCGACACCAAAACUAGUUUCUUGGGUUUUCUGC
Molecule: messenger RNA, 989 nt
Organism: Cynara cardunculus var. scolymus (artichoke)
Lineage: Eukaryota; Viridiplantae; Streptophyta; Magnoliopsida; Asterales; Asteraceae
Product: ATP-dependent Clp protease ATP-binding subunit CLPT2, chloroplastic
Exons: 5
Coding region: 63-776 (237 amino acids)
Source: RefSeq, a predicted model, not a curated record